This is a messenger RNA of Pseudoliparis swirei, 4075 nucleotides long. It is a transcript of the gene rarga, whose product is annotated as retinoic acid receptor gamma a. Gene Ontology annotation, cellular component: transcription regulator complex; nucleus. The coding region runs from base 388 to 1890 and encodes 500 amino acids. NCBI's taxonomy places the organism in Eukaryota, Metazoa, Chordata, Actinopteri, Perciformes, Liparidae. The record is from RefSeq and is a predicted model, not a curated record. Gene Ontology annotation, molecular function: nuclear receptor activity; nuclear glucocorticoid receptor binding; RNA polymerase II cis-regulatory region sequence-specific DNA binding. Gene Ontology annotation, biological process: cellular response to corticotropin-releasing hormone stimulus; retinoic acid receptor signaling pathway; regulation of transcription by RNA polymerase II. The transcript has 8 exons.
CCGUGUCUGGGGCUCAGCCAGAGCUGUGAGAGGCUGUUAUUUAGGUCUGUUACAGCAGACAGAGAGCAGCUCACCCAAGGGCAGGGGAGAGAGUCCGAGUCACGCUCAGCUCAGCUCAGCUCAGCCAGGCUGGAACCAGAUCUGCAUUCCAGCUGAGGGGGAACGAAGGGAAACUCCAGCAUCGGCAGGAAAGAGCAGCAGAGGGAGUGACAGCGAGAGAUAAGUGAAGACAGAGAGGGGAAGGCAGCAGACCCCGCGAGCUGUUGCUGCUGUUUGUUGUUUGUUGUUGUCACUGCCUCCGCGAGUGACGCGCGCGCUGGACGCAGGCAGGACCGAGGGCUCGGAGUGAUUUAUUUUUUUGCUGAGGGGCGGGGGUGGGUGGGUGCCAUGUUCGACUGUAUGGAGGCUCUGGGAAUGGGCCCCCGUCAGCUCUAUGAUGUCACCAGCCGGGGUGCAUGCAUGCUGCGGAAGGCGAGCCCCUUCUUUGCGGGGCUGGACCCCUUCGCGUGGACGGGCAGUGCCAGUGUUCAGUCGGUGGAGACCCAGAGCACCAGCUCAGAGGAGAUGGUACCCAGUUCUCCGUCUCCACCUCCCCCACCUCGUGUCUACAAGCCCUGCUUUGUGUGCCAGGACAAGUCCUCAGGGUACCACUACGGGGUCAGCUCCUGCGAGGGCUGCAAGGGUUUCUUCCGCCGCAGUAUCCAGAAGAACAUGGUGUACACCUGCCACCGAGACAAGAACUGUCAGAUCAACAAGGUCACACGCAACCGUUGCCAAUACUGCAGGCUGCAGAAGUGCUUUGAGGUCGGCAUGUCCAAGGAAGCGGUGCGUAAUGACAGAAACAAGAAGAAGAAGGAUGUGAAGGAGGAGUUGGUGCUACCAGAGAGCUAUGAGCUCAGUGGAGAACUCGAGGAGUUGGUCAAUAAAGUCAGCAAAGCUCACAAAGAAACCUUCCCGUCACUUGGCCAAUUGGGCAAAUAUACCACCAACUCCAGCUCAGACACCCGUGUCCAGCUGGAUCUGGGUUUAUGGGACAAGUUCAGUGAGCUCUCCACCAAAUGCAUCAUCAAGAUUGUGGAAUUCGCCAAGCGGCUGCCAGGUUUCACCACCCUCACCAUCGCUGACCAGAUCACUCUCCUUAAGUCGGCCUGCCUGGACAUACUGAUGCUGAGGAUCUGCACACGCUACACUCCAGAGCAGGACACGAUGACCUUCUCAGAUGGCCUGACUCUGAACCGAACUCAGAUGCACAACGCCGGCUUCGGGCCUCUCACAGACCUGGUGUUUGCCUUUGCUGGCCAGCUUCUCCCCCUGGAGAUGGACGACACAGAGACUGGCCUCCUCAGCGCCAUCUGCCUCAUCUGUGGAGACCGUAUGGAUCUAGAGGAGCCCCAGAAAGUGGAUAAGCUGCAAGAGCCUCUACUUGAGGCUCUGAAGAUCUACGCCCGCCGCCGCCGCCCCAACAAGCCUCACAUGUUCCCCCGCAUGCUGAUGAAGAUCACCGACCUCAGAGGCAUCAGCACUAAGGGUGCAGAGAGAGCCAUCACUCUGAAAAUGGAGAUCCCAGGGCCAAUGCCUCCUUUGAUCAGGGAGAUGCUGGAGAACCCAGAGGCCUUCGAAGACCAAACAGAGGACAACGAGAGCCCACCACCUCCGCCACCGCCGCCGCCACCUCCACCACCAGCCCAGGUCAAGCAGGAGGCUGAGGAUGAGGACGACAGCUGGGCCACAGAGAACGGCAGCGAGCCGUCGCCGGAGGAGGAUGAAGACGACGAUGACGACGUGGGGGAUGAAGAUCGAGACAGGGGCUCGGACAGUGAUGGGGAGCCUUGGGGCGUUCUGGAUGCCAUAGAUGGGUCGAGGAAAGGCAUUGUUGGGAGGGCGCAGUGAACAGAGCAUUUCAAACAUACACACGCUCAUGCACAUACAGGUUCAAACACACACACACACACACACACGUAUACACAAACUCAAAAAUGCAUUGAGACGAACAACACAACCUCACUCACUCUCCCACCUCAACAGAAUGCUGGCCUUCCCUCGUACUGCACAUCACUGUGUCCUCCACAGCAGAGCCUUAUGUGUACAAACACUUCUAACUCAGGCCCCAUGGUCCAUGACAAGUGAGCGACAGAACAACAAAGUAACGGAGAGAUGACAGUCAAUCUUCUGAACUCCGGGCAUAGCCAAGAGGCGAGUUGCCGUGUCAAACCGAACCUCUUUGAGAAAGCUUCAUCGCUCUUUUUCUUCCACUGUUGUUGUUUGUAUGGAACAAGGGGAGGGGCCAAACCAGACCCAGAACUGAGCAGUUGAUUCCGAUGGAUUACAACAAGCACAUUUCUCAAAAGACAACAAGAGUACAGGGCAAAACCAAAUUGAGUAUGCUAAUCUUUUGUUUUUGUGGUUAUUGCUUUUGAAUAUUGCUUUCAAUUUUACUUUUUUUCAAUUUAUGAAUAAGUCCAUACAUAUUGAUAUACCCUUAUAUUUUUGUCUUUAUUUGUUAUUCUGGUUUUAUAUAUGAAUCCUUUUAGACACGUUUUUUUUUCCUUGAAGAGCUUUCCUGAGAAGAUAUUCUGAUGGAAAGAAGGGUAAUCAGAACUGGCGGGGUCUUCCUUAUCAGUUACAUAUGCUUCGCUGGGGCUUUUUUGGGCACUUUGGCUCACUGUGGAUGUCAAUGAUAAUCAACCCAGAGGACUAUUGUUUUGUUGCAGUGACUUAAUCAGUUUCUGUUAUCAGGGAAUUGGCAUUAUUCUCGUUGCAGCCGACUAAUGCUGUCAGUGCUGAAAGUAAGUAUCUUUGUGCCAAAGUUAGGAAGAGUCAUCUUGGGACCAUUAGUUUGACUACUGGCCAGGAUGCCAUUCACCAUCCAGCGAUCCUCACAGUGGCACGGUCACUCACACAUGCACUAACACACAAACACACAGGUCAUACACACCCACUCCGCUCCCACUACCCUCAGCUGUAGCAGAUACCUGGCAUUGAGUGCCCCGGGCAAGAGAUUUACACUUGACCGAAUAUGCAGCACUUUUGUGAUCCUCAAUUCCAGUAAGGUCACAUCUCGUCCGCCGAGAGUAAAGCUGCUGUCUGGGCGCUUGUAUUCCCGUCAGCAUGUCCAAGUGAUGACCGCAUCAACACACACAAUACAAUCAACCUUAGAGCACUCCCCGAUGAUGUCAGUUGACAAAUGCACACUUUCAGCAAGGACAAAAAGCAUUCAUACAUAGCAGCAUCAUGCAUCAACACAACGAUCCAAGACAUAUGCAAGUCGAAAGCAGGAAUCUUCAUGGAAGACAUUUUGGAUUCAGACUCAGGGCUUUUCAGUAAGGACCAAACUCGCUGCAUUCAGGCUCGCUAGAAACAGGCAAUAUUUGUGUGUGUAUUCUUCACUCUGUUUUGAUCAGCGCAACUCUUCUGCGUGUACAUAGAAGGUGACGAGUCUGAGAAUCAGCAUGGGUGCCAGCCUGACUCUCCCACAGGGGAACGUUUCAUCGUAGUCAUCGUCACUGCCCCCCCCCUGCCUGUGCUGGUGCUGGCAUCCAAGCAGCAAACUGCCUUCUCAUCCCAAAAGCCAUUAUAUCGUCUUGUCUUCUUGUGUACAUUCUCACUCCUUUAAUGAGCUGUGGAGGAUUUUGUGUUCUCAUGUAUCGUUUCUUUAUUGCCAAAAUGUCUCAGAGCGUGGCUGGUAUACAGUACAGAGGGUUUUUUUCUGUCUCUUUGAAGCAAUAUGAACAUUCUUUCUGUAGCGGCGAGAGGUCCCAUCUUCUGGAUAUGGGCAUGUCUCUUCAGUUUGUGUGUAUGCGUGUGGGCAUGUGUGUGUGUGUGAGUGACUGAGUGUGUGAGAGAGUGCUAUGACAUGUUUUGAGUCAUUAGGUGAAUGACCACAUCCCCUCUCUCUCUGCUGGGCUGUCAUGAUGUUGAUGAUGGUAAUGCAGGCAGAACUUUGAGAUUAUGUUUUAUGUUUUUGUUUUUCAUCAUGGCCAAGGUGUUGUCCACUCUCUGUUUAUGUCAACUCUUGUCAUACAAAGAAAAGCCAUAUAAACAGUAAGAGGCACAAUAAACUACUUUUGUGAGAUUA